AUGGGCAGCCCAAUGUCGGCAGUCAUUUGUGAAUUAGUAUUACGACAACUCAAAAGAAGUAUCAUACCCAUAUUUGGUUACGAUAUAAUAAUAUACGCCAGGUACAUCGAUGACAUCUUCAUCUUGUGGAAAAAUGCUGACAUCACACAGAAUUUUAUGGAAAGGAUCAACCCAUAUGGGUCCAAAUCCAAAGUCAACCCAUAUGGGUUGACUUUAGAUUUGGACCAGGAAAGCGAGAAGAAUGUUAACUUCCUGGAUAUAUCGAUUACUUGUAAGGAAGGAGAAAUAUGGACAGGCGUAUAUAGAAAACCAGUUUAUCAACCUAUUAUCAUACCAAAGAAUUCCUUUGAUACUAAGCAAAUUAAAUAUGCGGCGUUUAGAGCAUGGAUUAAAAGAGCGUAUACCCACUGCACGAGUUUAGUUGAUACAUACGAGGAAUUGGAUUACAUACAAAAAGUUGCGGCCCAGCAAGGAUACCACAAAAAAGAAAUUGAGGCACUUAUUAAAAGAAUGCAGAUAGAAAACCAGCAGCCUCCUGUAAUAGAGCAAAGAAAAAAUGUGGUUAUUAAUUAUUUUCCAUUUCUAAACAAGAUAAUUAGGAAAGUUGCCAAUAAAAAUAAGUUACGAAUUAUUUAUCGACGCAAUCUAACUGUUUAUAGAAUGUUAAGGAAUGACAAGAUGAAGGAUAAUCGCAAUAGUUUAACAGGUAUAUAUUCUAUACCUAUAAAGGAUCGACGCUUUAAUACCAACCUCGUAUACGUUGGGGCAACUAUGCGGAGUUUAAAGCAAAGGCUAAAAGAGCAUAAAUAUUCCGUGGAUAAGAACAUCGACAGUACAGCUCUGGCAGCGUUUGCCAAAGAACAAGAUGUAACCGUAUACUGGGAUAGUGCGGCGAUAAUUAGGGCCACAAGAUCGUUACAAGCGGUGAAGCAUCUAGAAAAAAUAGAAAUCCAUAAAGCGCACUUAGCCACGAGGUGCAUCAAUUAUAGGGAUGCUGAAGGUUUGGCAACUGCUUGGAGGUCGUUUUACAAUAACACAAGUUAA
Messenger RNA from Centruroides sculpturatus (bark scorpion), 1044 nucleotides. RefSeq lists its product as uncharacterized. The record is from RefSeq and is a predicted model, not a curated record. The transcript has a single exon. The coding region runs from base 1 to 1044 and encodes 347 amino acids. NCBI's taxonomy places the organism in Eukaryota, Metazoa, Arthropoda, Arachnida, Scorpiones, Buthidae.